ACACAUCACAAUCAAAACAACUUCAAGAACCAUAGUAGCUUACUUCAAAAACCACCAUGCCCCUCGACUCCCCCGCCGCCACCGCCGCCGCAACCACCUCCACAGCCGCCGCAUCAAGACCCAUAUCUUCACUCCCUCACCCGCAACAACUCCACCAUUACCCAUCACCUCAACAACAACAACAACAAACCCUUCCCAUUCGUCCUCAAAACCCUCCUUUAACCAUACCCCAUGACCCAUCUUACCCCUUUCUCUACCCUUUCGCCUCUACCAACCGCGGCGGAAGCUCCUUUGCCAGAGGAGUCAGACCCCUCCCUGCCGCCGAUCACGCCGCCGGGUACCCACCGCCGUCCCUUGUCUAUUCCCAAGGCGUUGGCGGCAUUCAGUUGGACUAUCUCAAUCAUGCCUUGAACGUGACAAGGCCACCAGCACCCUUGCAGUACUCUCCACUGGGUCCCGCUGCCCCCCCUCCCGUUAAGGGACCCCCAAAGGCUUCUCCUCGAUCUAAGGUUUCAGAUAUCAGUGGCUGCAAUGAUACAAAUACAAGGGAAAGAAGCAAAGAUGAUAAUUUUUGUAUUAUCAGAGACAGAAAAGUCCAAUUAACAAAGGAUGCUUCUCUGUAUGCACUUUGUAGAUCAUGGUUGAGAAAUGGUAUAAAUGAAGAAAUCCAGCCACAGAAGAAAGAUGUAAUGAAGGCACUUCCCAAACCAUCGCCUCCAUCUAUGGAGGCUAGUUAUAUGUCAAAUGAGAAUGAAGAUGAAAAUGAUGAAGAUGAGCAGGAGGAGAAUGAGAAGCCUGUUGAGGAAAUAUCACCAGAAGAUCUAUUGAUGAGACAUAUUAAACGUGCCAAAAGGGUUAGAGCAAGAUUAAGGGAAGAACGGUCACAACGUAUCGAUAGGUACAAAGCUAGGCUUGGGCUUUUGCUUAAUUCACCCGGUGAACCGUCUGGAAAUGACACAACUGCUGGGAACUCACCUUGGUGACUCUACAUACAUCAGGUUUAUUGGAUGACACUCUAACAGGCUUUGUAAUUCAUUUAAUAAGAUGCUUGUAGUUCCUUGAAAACCAAGAUAUGUUCCUCAUUGUAGCGAAUGUAAAAGUCUUAAUCAGAAAGUGGAUGUAGAAUUUUCAGCUCUUCUAUAGAAUUUGUACAAGGGCUUGUCUUUGACCUGUAAAUCGGUACUAGCUAGGGUUUGAAU
Molecule: messenger RNA, 1199 nt
Organism: Gastrolobium bilobum
Lineage: Eukaryota; Viridiplantae; Streptophyta; Magnoliopsida; Fabales; Fabaceae
Exons: 7
Coding region: 57-983 (308 amino acids)
Cellular component (GO): transcription repressor complex
Source: RefSeq, a predicted model, not a curated record